GGCAAUUUCGUCCUCCGGCUGCUUCGUAAAGUAACGUUAAGGUUUUUAUUUGUCAUAGAACGCCACGCCACAAAUUACCAGUGAAGAGAGGAGAGGGAUCACUGAUUUCUCAUUUCCCACUCUCAUUCCAUUUGAUCUCUCGACUUUGACAGCACCGGUGCCGCCGAUUUCGGCAGCUUCCGUCGACGAGGGGGACUCUAUCAUUGACCACCGCAUUCACAGUCGCCGCCGCCGUCUAUCGGUCACCAUUGAAAAUAUGUGUGCAUGAUGGGGAUAAAGUUGAUGAUUGGAAGAAAAACAUCUUUCGUGUUUAAUGCUUUGGUUUCACAAUCACAAGUUGUAAUUAGAAUCAGAAACAUUAUAGUAUCACCAUACUUGUGAUGCCUAAAUGAAGACAGGUAGAGCAUGGCGUGUAGGCAUAAAAGACUUUCUAAUGAUGUCUGGUAUUCGACAAAGACCACAUCUUAAAGGGCCAAAUUGGGUUAUUAUAUUAGUUUGUUUAGUAAGCAUUUCUUUAAUUGGAGUCUAUCUAUACCCACCUAGAAACUCUGCAGCCUGCUAUAUCUUUUUCUCCAGUAGUUGUUCAGAGCCUGAAAACACUCCAGCAGUUCCUUCUAGAGAAUUAACCGAUGAAGAGAAUGCAGCCCAUGUAGUGAUCACAGAAAUCUUGAAGUCAACUCCUGUUAACUCCAAGAACCCUAAAGUUGCUUUCAUGUUCUUGACCCCUGGUCGAUUACCCUUUGAAAUGCUUUGGGACAAGUUUUUUCAAGGGCAUGAUGGUAGAUUCACUGUUUAUGUGCAUGCCUCAAGAGAACAACCGGCUCAUACUAGUCCACAUUUCAUUGGUCGGAAUAUACGAAGUGACAAGGUUGAUUGGGGUAAAAUAUCCAUGGUUGAUGCAGAGAGGAGAUUAUUAAUGAAUGCACUUCAAGAUCCAGAUAAUCAACAAUUUGUUUUGUUAUCUGACAGCUGUGUACCUUUGCAUCACUUUGAUUUUGUGUACAACUACCUAAUCUUCACAAAUGUUAGCUUCAUUGACUGUUAUGAUGAUCCAGGUCCACAUGGAGGUGGUAGAUAUUCAGAGCAUAUGUUACCUGAAGUUGAAUAUAAGGAUUUUCGUAAGGGUUCACAGUGGUUCACUAUGACCCGAAGGCAUGCUUUGUUAAUUAUGGCAGAUAGUCUUUAUUACAAGAAAUUUCGGCUUUACUGCAGACCAGGUAUGGAGGGGAAGAAUUGCUAUGCUGAUGAACAUUACUUUCCAACACUUCUCCAUAUGGUUGAUCCUAAUGGGAUUGCAAAUUGGUCUGUAACAUAUGUAGAUUGGUCUGAAAGAAAAUGGCAUCCAAGAUCAUAUAAACCUCCAGAUAUUACUUCCAAGCUUCUUAGAAACAUUACAGGUUAUGAAGUAAGUCUACAUUUCACAAGUGAUGAAAAGAAGACCGUGUUAAAAACACCAUGCAUAUGGAACGGAAUGCAGCGGCCUUGCUUCCUAUUUGCAAGGAAGUUCUAUCCUGAAACUUUGGAUAAUUUGAUGCAACUUUUCUCAAAUUCUACUGCAUUCUGAAAAUUAUUAUCAUUUAUGGAUCGAUUCACAACAGAAUUUGAUCCUUUUUCUUCCCAUAUACAAACUUAUGAUGAUGCCUAAUUCUGCAUGUUGCUGCAGAAUUGAUUAAGUUUUUAUGGAUUUCAUUUUUGAAUUGUUUUAGAUUGUAUAAGUUUCUACCGUUUUUUGAUGACACUUAUUUUUCAGUGCUUUUGGCAAUGGUUUUGUGCUUGUAUUGUGUUGUCAAUCGCAGGGGAAUUGUUUAUGGUUUAUAAGAUUUAUAUAUUGUGUGCAUUAAGUGAA
Molecule: messenger RNA, 1846 nt
Organism: Lactuca sativa (garden lettuce)
Lineage: Eukaryota; Viridiplantae; Streptophyta; Magnoliopsida; Asterales; Asteraceae
Product: glycosyltransferase BC10
Cellular component (GO): membrane
Molecular function (GO): glycosyltransferase activity
Source: RefSeq, a predicted model, not a curated record